AGCUUCGAUGCGUUCGGUUGUUAUUUUUAGUCGCAAUCGGUUGGGCAAGCUCGGCCUCCGUACCUGUACCAAGCCUUAAACUCGUAACGCCUGCGCGUAUUUCUUAUGCAUUUUAAAACGGUUGAAAAUCAUGCGAAAUACGUAGUUGAAACGUUUACAAAACAAAAACACACAAUUGUUAAAUAAUAGAUACAAAAUAGAUGUGUUGCAAGUGUAAAGUGUGCACAGGUGUUUAAGUGCUCAAUUCCAAUUGGAUUAACGCUAAGGAACUUAAAGUGCCUUCGAUAAUAACUCAAUCAGCUCAGCUCACGUAUCGGAAACUGUAGUUCGUGUAAUUCGGCAGAAGUAGCCGAAAAGUUGUCGUGCAAACAAAUACUCGAAACGCUAUCUAAGUCCAGCAGAAAAAGAAAUAAAACCAAAAACAAGCCGUCGAGAAGCUGAAAGCCGACAAACAGUUGGCUCGUUUAUCGUGUUGGCAUUUAAUUUAGUUGGUUACGUGGCCGGAGCUUCGUGUGGCCGCCGAAAAGAAAGUCACGACAUUAUCCAAAGCGGUUCAAAACAAGAUUUCCAAGAUUCUGCGCCGAAAGUCAAAGUUACAAGUUUACAUUUUGGCCCGGUUCAACGUCUUUGAGCGCCAGCGUGUGUGUGCCAGUGUGUGUGUGCCAGUGUGUGUGUGUGUGUACAUGUUUGUGCCACUUUAGAAAGUGAAAAUCGAGUGCAGUCCCAUUCCGUCAGACCUGCCUCUGGGCGCUGCAGCUGAAAGUGAAUUUGCCGCUUCAAUCUUCAAUUCCCAGUAGCUGCAGACAGACAGCCAGACUUCGGGUUGCCUCUGCCCAUUCAUCGAUAGAGCCGUAGUCGUAUUUGAAUCCACGUCCGAAAAGCCCAACAAUGGAGGCCGAAGAAAUUACAAAGCUCGUUGAUGGCGUUUAUAGGAAUAUACUCGAUAGAUUUAAUCCGGGUGCCAGGCAGCUAAUUGCGGCGGGCAAAAGUUACCUGAAGGCGUUGCAUGGUGCCGCAACUGCCUCGCGUCUAUUCAAUGAAGCAUUGGCCAAGAUUGCAAUGAACGCGCAACAAAGCGGAACAGGCGAUAUUGGUUCGGCUUUGAUGAGCGUUGUUAAUGUUAACAAGGAGAUACAGGAGCAACAGAUGAAUAUUCUGAAAGCCUUCUACGUUGAUCUAUUGGUGCCAUUGGAGACGAAUUUGGAGAAGGACACGAAAGUCGUGCAACAUGAGCAAAAGAAAUUUAUGCAGCAGCACAAAGUGCGCAUGGAGAGCUACCAGAAGGCCGUUUCCACAAUGAAAAAGCAGCGCAAGAAAAAGGCCACGCCCGAGAAUACCGAAAAGGAGCUGAGAAGCCUGCAACUGUUGGAGGAUCAAAAGAAAAAACUCGACAUAUUUUGUGAUCAGAGCUAUAAGAAUGCCAUGACACAGGAGCGUCGUCGCUAUGGCUUCGUCUUGGAGCGCCAGUGCUCGAUCGCCAAGCACUGGAUGGCCUACCAUGCCACCGGCAAAACAGUAAUUGAUAAUAAUUUCGAAAAUUGGCAAGAGAUUGCCGCUUCUCGUGAGAUAAUUCCGCCGGCCGCAUACGAAAGCGCCGGCUACAGCAGCAGCAACAGCAACACAAGACGCCUGGUGAGUCAUCAUGCGCCCAGCCCUAACAACCUCUCUCUCUUAACCACUCUCCGACUGUUCGUCUGUUUGUCUGUCCAGGAGCGCAUCAAAGACGCUGACGAUGAUCAGCUUCAGCUCCAGGGCCAAGGCCAGGGCCAGGGCCUGGGCGCCCAGCUAAAGAAGUCGCGCAGCAUCGAUGCGCCGUACGGCGACAUGCGCACUCUGCACGAGCGUGAGGGUGUCUCUGGAUCGGCGCACUAUGCUCAGAACUCGCUGCCACGUGCCAAAUCCGAUUUCAAUCUGGCGCUGGUCGGCGCAGGACCCAUCACAGGCAGCAAACACAAAAUCAUUGAGGAGCAGCUGAUGCAUGGCGAGCUCGAGCGCGGGGAUCAACGUCCGCUGGUCAAGGCGCUCUACGCGUACAUGCCGUCCGGCGAGAAUCAGCUGUCCUUUGAGGAGGGCGAUCGCAUAGCGCUUGUGGGCGCCAAGGCCAAGGGCUGGCAGUUCGGUGAGAAUCUGCGCACUCAGCACUUCGGCUGGUUCCCUGUGGCGUACACCAACGCGGAGAGCCUGGAGCUGCCGCCCUCCGCCGGUCGACGCUACGAGAACAUGCACAUGAGCUACGAGCGCAACGGCGCCAGCGGACUGCGCAGCUACCAUGAACAGCAGCAGCAGCAACAGCAGCAGCAGCAGCAGUAUGAGGCGCAACUGGAGCUCCUGGACAGCGAUGCCACCUAUCGGCGACGACGCAAUCACAGCGCCGAGGAGUCCUCGCCCACGCGCAUGUUUGGCGACACCAUCAAGCAGCAGAAGAAGUACCGCUCCGGCUCCGCGGCCAAUCCACGUCCCGGCCCGCCGCCCACGCUGCCCGCUCCCGUGCCCAAUGCUGGCCAGAGCCAGAGCGCCCGAAUGCUGAACAGCUCGCAAAGCUUCUGUGCCACCAAUGGGGUGCCAGCUGCCGUGGAGAGGCGCAAGCAGAAGCUGCUAAAUGGAGCACAGAGCUCGAUGAGUCAACCGUCCACAAAGUCCGCGGCGGCGGCAAAGACCUCGCUGCACAGCAGCAACGACAGCGGCUUCGCCAAUGAGCCGCCGCCUCAGCCCGAGGUGGACUACUCCGACGAGGAGCCAGCCACACAACGUGUGCCCAUACGACGACGCGCGGACACGAAUACACAUACGGUGCCGCGGGAUGUGGCCUCCUGGACACUGAGCCGCAAUUUCCGGAACAGCGUGGACAGCCAGAUCGAUGACAAGAGCCUUAACCGGCUGAGCCGGCAGAGCGUUGGUGUUGGCGGCAAGAUGCGUUAUGAUUUGAUUGCCUCGGACGAUGAGAUACUGCAGGCCUCCAGUGCGGGCUUGAAGCGCACCAAAUCCUUCUGGAAGUUUGGCGGCGGCCGCAGCGGCGAGGACAUCCUGGCCGGCAUGUCGCUCUGGCAGCAUCGCGAUCUGGUCGCAGCGCCCAAUAUGGAGGAGAUGCGCGACGAGUCGCGCUCCGACGAGGAUCGGGAGCGCAACAGUCACAGCAACGGAAAUGGCACACUGACCAAGUCGCACAACUCCAGCUCCUCGCAGGAGAAGCGCGGACGCAAGGACAGCAUAACUAGCACGGAACUCUAUGGCGAUGACGAUGAGAACAUCUAUGGCAUUAGUCCGGCCAUGCCGCCACAGAAACAGCAGCAGCAGCACCAGCCGGCGCAACAGCAGCAGCAGCAGAGGAGCAGCGGCUACACGCCCAAGUCGCGCAUGAAGAUCAUGAAGACGAUCGAGAUUGAUAUUGAAGAGCCCUCAGAGAGCGAACGGCUAAGCACUAUGCGACGCGGCCAGACGCAGCAUCAGCAGUCGGACUAUGGCCAUGGACAUCGCAAGCUGGACAAGCAAGGUUCGGGCUCCGCCUCCUCGACGCCACAGCACAAGACACAGACGCUCAGCCGCUCCAAGCCGGCACAGCAGCAACAGCAGCAGCAGUUCCCAAACUCCACGGAUGAGGGGGAGAGCGAUGAGCAUGGAACGCUCAAAAUGAGCGAUGUGAACAACUUUUUUGAUGACAUGCAGCAUGAUGGAGCUGGCAAUACUGGCAAUGGCGCCGGAGGCGGCAAUCAUGGCCUGGUCAUGAAGACGCUCAAGCGCAAGGACAUACUCAAGCAGUACUACACCAGCGAGGAUGAGUCCGAGGCCGAGCUCAAGUCAACUAGCUCCGAUCCCUAUGACUGCAUCGUCAUCAAUGAUCAUCUGGUGCGCAAGGACGACAAGCUGAGACGCCAGCAUCACCAUCAGCAGCAGCAGCAGAUGGAGUUUCACACAUUCCGCUCGUCCACAUCCACAAUGGCGACCAAUACGCUAAAGAAGUCCAACUCCAAGGACCAGGAGAGCACGCUGACCCGCAAUUCCACAGCCAACUCGGCCGGCGCACCAACUGCCACCAUAUUGCCACGCACGCGUCUGCUCAAGUCAUCUUCCAGCAGCAGCAACAACAACAACAACAACAACAACAGCCACAAUAACAACAGCAGCAGUGCCACCCUGGAACGUAACUUAAAGGCGCACGUGGGCAACAAGAGCUACGGUCCGUGGUACGACUUCUGGGAUCAGGAACAGCAUGGCAUCACUGGCCAGAAAAGCGCCAGCGCCAAGCUGAAGUGAUCUGAAGCCAGCCACUGGGCAGAGGGUCGGGCAAGUAGGGAGGCAAAAUGGAAUUUAGAAAUUUGUAGUUUCGCCGUUUUCUUACCAGAGAAGAAAAUGGUCCGAGCGUGCCGGCGAUUGAAGAGAAACAGCAAGAGAGAGCAUGAGAGAAUUGUGUAGCUUGCAGGGGCAGACAUAGAGAAUUUUAUAUUUUAACAGACAAACUUUACUCUCUCUGAAAAUAAUUAUUUCAAAAUAAUUUCAACGAGAUUUCAAUACAUUUAAUGUUUUUACGAAAUUCUAUGCUGCUUAAAAAAUUUUACAAAUUUUGCGUUUGCAGUCGACACAAAUGGAAAAGGUUUUUUUCUACCAUUUUCUUUAGUUUCGCAUCAAAAUAACUAGAAGUUAGUAAAUUUCUAAGGUUGAGCAAAAAUAUUUUUACUAGAGAAAAUAUCUUGAUAACAGAAAUUUUUUUGACGCUAAAUUAAUUCGAUAUUUUAACGAUUUGAUGAGCUUCUUCUUUAAUCUCAAUGAUCCUUUUUUUCUUAGUUAUUUUUAUUAAUUUUGGAUAAUUAGACAGAGAACAUGGAAUAAUGCACACAAGGGUUUUCUCUGCAUUUCAUAUUGUAGGGAAAUAAAACAAAUGCUCACAUAUCGAACGCUGACUGCUUGCUACAUGAAACCUCACAAUGUGAGAACUUCCAUUUUUGGUGCCUUGCAUAACGCACAGUUUUAAGAUGAACACAAACACAUAUACCAUAUAUACAUAAAUAUAUAUACUAUAUCUAUAUUUUUUUGCUUUAGACAUAAGUUCUUGCAUCAUGUUACAUUCACACACACACACACACAUACACCUGCCCCAAAUAAGUGGAAAUAUUACGAAUAUAUUUUAUAUUUGCAGCAGGCGCGGUAUUUAUCGCAACUAUUCCAUAGGCUACAGAAGCUAGACACUAAUUACAACCAACCCGUAGAAGUACACUUUAUAUUCCACACAAAAUUCCACUGUAUAAUUGAAUGCGUAUGUAAAAAGCUGUCAUACCCCUCCUUGUCCUUUAAAUUGUACAAAGUUGCUAAAACCA
Molecule: messenger RNA, 5309 nt
Organism: Drosophila virilis
Lineage: Eukaryota; Metazoa; Arthropoda; Insecta; Diptera; Drosophilidae
Gene: IRSp53
Product: Insulin receptor substrate 53 kDa
Biological process (GO): actin filament bundle assembly; plasma membrane organization; positive regulation of actin filament polymerization
Cellular component (GO): nucleoplasm; cytosol
Molecular function (GO): protein binding
Source: RefSeq, a predicted model, not a curated record